AUGGCGGUCAAAGGAUUAGGGCAAUUGGAUCAGCAGUAUGAUGGAACUUCUAUUAGAGUGGGUAUAAUUCAUGCCCGCUGGAAUAAGGUUGUAAUUGAUGCACUUGUCAAUGGUGCAAUUAACAGGCUAAAAUCUCUGGGAGUGAAGGAGGAAAACAUUAUCAUAGAGACCGUUCCUGGUUCAUAUGAAUUACCUUGGGGAACAAAGAGAUUCAUCGAUAGUCAGGCUUCGAAGAACGCUCCCCUUGAUGUUGUAAUUCCCAUCGGAGUGUUGAUCAAGGGCAGCACGAUGCACUUCGAGUAUAUUUCCGACUCUGUGACAAAAGCUUUGAUGAGCUUACAAGAAAAGGUCGGAAUCCCAGUCAUCUUUGGUCUAUUGACUUGUUUGACAGAGCAGCAGGCAAUGGCUAGAGCGGGUAUUGAUGAAUCGAAAUCAAUGCAUAAUCAUGGAGAAGACUGGGGUGCCGCUGCCGUUGAAAUGGCUAUUAAGUUUGGCCCACGAGCCUUUUAA
Molecule: messenger RNA, 510 nt
Organism: Lachancea fermentati
Lineage: Eukaryota; Fungi; Ascomycota; Saccharomycetes; Saccharomycetales; Saccharomycetaceae
Source: the annotation of a GenBank genome assembly